AUGAAAUCUUCGGUGGAACUUGGUAAAGAAGCGAUUGAUUACAAUUUUAACAAAAAUGUACCGUUAAAGUUAUAUCUGAGUACAUGUGUUGUCAUAUUACAGAACGCUCAAUUGGCAUCACAGGAAGGUGAUAUUGAGAAAGCCUAUACGCUUUACCUGAAGUACCUUGAUGUUUGCAUGAAUAAAUUAGCACAGCACCCUCAUGUUCUGAAGCCAAUAGGUUCAGAUGAAGAGUUGUCAAAAAAAGAAUAUUUGCAACUAAUGAACCUUGAAGUUCCAGCAAUUUUAAAAGUAACGGAAACUUUAAAGCAUACCAUUGAUCAACGCUACGAAAGGUCCACACAAUCACUUGCAAAAAGUUUUGUACCGCAACAAACUUCAAAGGAAAACCCAUUUGCAACUGAAGAAGAAGAAGUUAGUGUAAUUGCACUACCUCCAUCUUUUGAUGAAGAAAGGUUUAAUAGCGCAAUUGAGUGGUUUAAAAUGAAUGGUGCAAUUACCCGCGGUAUACAGAACACUCUGGAGCAGCAUACAUUAUCAUAUCCAGAACUACCAAAAUUACACUUUUCAGCCGUCUGA
Molecule: messenger RNA, 579 nt
Organism: Eremothecium sinecaudum
Lineage: Eukaryota; Fungi; Ascomycota; Saccharomycetes; Saccharomycetales; Saccharomycetaceae
Gene: RFU1
Product: Rfu1p
Exons: 1
Coding region: 1-579 (192 amino acids)
Biological process (GO): protein K63-linked deubiquitination
Cellular component (GO): endosome; membrane
Molecular function (GO): K63-linked deubiquitinase activity
Source: RefSeq, a predicted model, not a curated record